AAAACAAGGCAUUUUAUUCUGUGGUUCAGCUUGGGUACAUCUGAGUCAGACCGUGUCGUUCAACAUCGUUCCAAUCAUCUCUCUUUUAUUACAAAAUGAGCUCUGAACAACAAGUAGAAACAUCAUGAUUUAGAGGUGUUGGUCCACAUUCCUUAAAGCCUGGCGUCUCAUUCAGAGCUCUGCUGUACUGCGAGUCCUGAUCUUUGAACUUUGACACCAAGCAGCCAAUCUACUCCUUAUAUAGUGGACUACUUUGGGCCAAGGCCGUCUCAAGCUGUUCUGCCUUCAACAGGAGGUCAUCAGUAGACUGAGUCCUAGAUCUGUUUAGUCAACUACACAUGACAUGAUGCCAAUAGGAGUUGGCUUUACAGCACAAAACAGAUCUGGGACUCAGGCUAGGUGAAUCAGAUAAAAUACACAUUUUACACUCUAAAGCGAUCAAGUCUCUACAGGUGACACAAUGCACACGAUAUAUAAUAGGUAGGCUUUCCUCUAGAGGAUCACUGGGUAAUGAUUAUGUCACAGAACCAUAGGUGCUGUUCUGGUCGGGGGUUUCACCAUUACAGUACAUGUAGCAUCCUCAGUAUGGGAUGGAAGCACCACACGCUGACAAGCAGCAUCCUAUGAAGUGCACUACUUUUGACCAGGGCCCAUAGAGUGCCAUUUGGAUCAUAAGCACAGGCUUAUGGGGUGUAUGAGGGAGAGCGAGUGUGUGGGGAGAGAGAUCGAUACGUCCAGCCCCUCUACCAGUCCCUACAGUACACCCAACCCCUCUACCAGUCCCCACAGUACGGCCAACCCCUCUACCAGUCCCUACUGUACGCCCAGUCCCUCUACCAGUCCCUACAGUACGCCGAACCCCUCUACCAGUCCCUACAGUACGCCCAGCCCCUCUACCAGUCCCUACAAUACGUCCAGCCCCUCUACCAGUCCCUACAGUACGUCCAACCCCUCUACCAGUCCCUACAGUACGUCCAGCCCCUCUACCAGUCCCUACAGUACGCCCAACCCCUCUACCAGUCCCCACAAUACGUCCAGUCCCUCUACCAGUCCCCACAGUACGUCCAGCCCCUCUACCAGUCCCCACAGUACGCCCAGCCCCUCUACCAGUCCCCACAGUACGCCCAACCCCUCUACCAGUUCCCACAGUACGUCCAGCCCCUCUACCAGUCCCCACAGUACAUCCAGCCCCUCUACCAGUCCCUACAGUACGCCCAGCCCCUCUACCAGUCCCUACAGUAUGCCCAGUCCCUCUACCAGUCCCUACAGUACGUCCAGUCCCUCUACCAGUCCCUACAGUACGUCCAGUCCCUCUACCAGUCCCUACAGUACGUCCAGUCCCUCUACCAGUCCCUACAGUACGUCCAGUCCCUCUACCAGUCCCGACAGUACGUCCAGUCCCUCUACCAGUCCCUACAGUAUGCCCAGUCCCUCUACCAGUCCCUACAGUACGUCCAGUCCCUCUACCAGUCCCUACAGUACGUCCAGUCCCUCUACCAGUCCCUACAGUACGUCCAGUCCCUCUACCAGUCCCUACAGUACGUCCAGUCCCUCUACCAGUCCCGACAGUACGUCCAGUCCCUCUACCAGUCCCUACAGUAUGACCAGUCCCUCUACCAGUCCCCACAGUAUUUAAAGAGUAACUUUCAAGACAAAAAAACUGGAUGUUUUAGGCUUAGUUAUAGUGAAACACAUCAACCCUGGUCUUCAUUUUGACAGUUUGUUGCAAAAGUGAUAUAUUCAGGCCUUUUAGUAUUAAAUCUAGCUCCUUGUCCCUAGUGGUUCAACUCUACCAUUGACAUGGUGAUGUAGAGGUGCCCCUAUGUCAUCAAAGGGAGGGGUUCAGUAUGAAAUCCACUCCCUUCUAGACGCAGGUUGUGGAGUGGGCCAAUAUAUUUAGCAUGAUGCUUCCUUGAAUACUGAGGAAUACUGACGUUACAUAACAUACAAAAGGCAGUGAAGGCACAUACCCGCACAUGACCAAAUUCAACGUUUUAGCUUACCGUU
Messenger RNA from Oncorhynchus kisutch (coho salmon), 2007 nucleotides. RefSeq names its product putative protein TPRXL. The record is from RefSeq and is a predicted model, not a curated record. The transcript has a single exon. Lineage: Eukaryota; Metazoa; Chordata; Actinopteri; Salmoniformes; Salmonidae. The coding region runs from base 686 to 1636 and encodes 316 amino acids.